UAACUGUCAGUUUCCAUAUAAACCCAAUAAACUUCUUACUCCAUUUCGUAUCAUCUUCUCCACAUUCUUCAUCUUCUCAUUCCUCUCAAUUCUUUCUUCUCUACUUGAAAAAAUUCUUGUAAAUUCCAAGUUUCUCAAAAGACUCAAUUCAUUUUGCGCGAAUUGAGCGAUAAAUAUAGAGUUAAUUUGUUGCAUGAACAAACCAAAAAUAUAGUCACCUUGCAGCAUCCAUCAAUAUACAAUGGCAGGAGAGACUACUUACGAUCGUAGUUUAGAGGAAACCCCGACAUGGGCUGUUGCAGUUGUUUGUUUCGGAAUUGUGUUAGUUUCCAUUAUUAUCGAGCAUGUUCUCGAACUCAUUGGAGAGUGGUUCCACAAGAAACAUAAGAAAGCUCUGUAUGAAGCACUUAUGGUGGUCAAAACAGAGCUUAUGUUACUGGGGUUUAUAUCACUGCUCCUAACAUUUACGCAAGACUAUAUAAUCCAGCUUUGUAUACCAAAAAAAGUUGGAAAUACAUGGCAUCCUUGCCCAAUCAAAGAAGAAAAAAAAAAGGGUUAUACUUAUGAAGAGAAAUAUUGUGGGAAACAGGGUAAAGUACCACUUGUAUCAAAGACUGCCAUCCAUCAACUCCACAUAUUCAUUUUUGUCUUGGCAGUUUGUCACGUGCUUUAUUGUAUAUUUACCAUGGCUCUCGGCAGGGCUAAGAUGAGGAAAUGGAAUAACUGGGAAAAGGAAACUAAAUCUGCCGAAUAUCAGUUCACUCAUGAUCCUGAUAGAUUUAGGUAUGCAAGGGAUACAACAUUUGGGAGAAGGCAUAUGAGCAUUUGGAGUAGAUCCACCAUUCUCCUCUGGAUUACAUGUUUCUUUAGGCAGUUCGUUAGAUCAGUUCCUAAGGUGGAUUAUUUGACACUCAGACAUGGUUUUAUCAUGGCACAUUUGGCUCCACAGAGUGCGAUCCAAUUUGAUUUUCAGAAAUACAUGAGGAGGUCUCUUGAUGAGGACUUCAAAGUUGUUGUUGGGAUUAGUCCAGUGCUCUGGUUCUUUUCCCUACUUUUCUUAAUGGCCAGUACCAAUGGAUGGCGCUCUUACUUGUGGCUGCCCUUUAUUCCAUUGAUUAUUGUACUGGCCGUGGGGACGAAAUUACAAGUGAUUAUAACACAAAUGGGUUUACAUGUACAAGAUAGAGGAGAUGUGGUACAAGGAGUGCCCACAGUAAAACCAGCUGAUGAUUUGUUUUGGUUCAGAAGUCCACGUCUCAUUCUCUACUUGAUUCAUUUUGUUCUCUUUCAAAAUGCAUUUCAAGUGGCUUUCUUCAUAUAUACUACUUAUGAAUUUGGGCUCAAUUCUUGCUAUCACCAGAAAGCCGCAGAUGUGGCUAUCAGGAUUUCAAUGGGAAUCUUUGUACAAAUCCUAUGUAGCUAUGUCACUCUACCUCUCUAUGCCUUGGUUACUCAGAUGGGUUCCAACAUGAAGACAGCAAUAUUCAACCCAACUGUGGCAGUAGCAUUGAAAAAAUGGCAUCAUCAAGCAAAAAAACAAAUAAAAGAAAGCCGAAAAGGGACGCCAACGUCGAGUAUGCCGUCGACUCCGCACUAUGGCAUGUCACCAGUACAUCUUUUGCAUAACAAAAACCAUCGCAGCAGUGAAGCCAAUAGCCCUCAGAUGUCUCCCAUGCAUCGAAAUUACAUGGGUGCUGCAAACGACCAUUGGGAUAGCGAAUCACCUUCACCAAUGCAUGACGAUUCUAGUCAUAAUGAUGCAUUUAGAGCUCGCCUUGGUCCAAAUGAGGAAAGACGAGUCUCACCGUCUGAAUUAAUACCGAUGCCAAAUCUACCGCCCGUUAGAAGUGGCAAUGAACGAAGUGGUGAACGGGAAUCUACUGAUCAACAUGAGAUUAGUAUCGGUUCCGCUUCUACGAAACAUUUCUCAUUCGCUAAAAGACCAAGUGUGUGAUCAUACUAGGAUUGUACCUGCUACAUUUGCAUAGUUACAAAUUAAAUUGAAUUGAUUUUCAUUUAGCGGCGACAUAAAUCAGCUAGGCUCGUCUGCAAUAUGUAUCAUAGUUUGGGGCGCCUCACCCUAUUUUAUAUAUGAAAAGAGCGCUAUCUACUACCAAAUCAGUUAAAUAACACAGAUUUUUUCGUGUUUCCGAUCA
Messenger RNA from Papaver somniferum (opium poppy), 2156 nucleotides. RefSeq names its product MLO-like protein 6. The coding region runs from base 242 to 1954 and encodes 570 amino acids. NCBI's taxonomy places the organism in Eukaryota, Viridiplantae, Streptophyta, Magnoliopsida, Ranunculales, Papaveraceae. The transcript has 14 exons. Gene Ontology annotation, biological process: defense response. The record is from RefSeq and is a predicted model, not a curated record. Gene Ontology annotation, cellular component: membrane.